AGGUGAAAUUACAAUGAAGAAUGAUUGUGUCUUCUUAUGCCUUCAAAGGACUAAGGCAGUGGGCUCUUUCCUGGAAUAUCUUAUGAAGUGAAAGAUUACAUGGGACGUGCUUAUAAGAUCCACCAAAGGUCAGCUGCUUGGCUUGCCCAGGGUUUCUUGCUUUGAGUGAAUUCAAAAGGUGCAUUCAGAUGAACAUUGAAGACUCCAGCUUUUGAAAUCUUGUAAUCCGUUAUUUUGAUACUGUGAAAUUUUUUUUGGAUGUCUCAGUCUCUAGCCUAUCCUGUUGAAAGGCUUUUCUCAAUCUUUGGGAUAAAUCCGACAGUCGGAAGUUUCUUCCCAAGUUUCUCCUGCUGAAACUCCACGCAUGAUGCUACUCUGUAACGGGACAGUGCCCCCACAGCCAUCGACCCCUCAGUUUUCCCUGGGUGUAUUGGUACUCCUGGCUCUGCUCAUGGUGCUGCUGGCUCUGGUCACGAUCCUCGGAAACGUCCUGGUGAUCCUGGCUUUCAUCUUGGACAAAAAUCUCAGGCACCGGAAUAACUAUUUCUUUCUCAACCUUGCCAUUUCUGACUUUGCAGUGGGUGCAUUUUGCAUCCCUCUCUACAUCCCCUAUGCCCUGACAGGGAUCUGGCACUUUGGAAGAGGCAUGUGCAAGCUCUGGCUCCUUAUCGACUAUCUCAUGUGUACAGCUUCAGUAUUUAACAUUGUUAUAAUUAGCUAUGACCGUUUCCUCUCAGUUACUAAAGCUGUAUCUUACAGAACCCAGCAGGGAAUAAUGUCCAACCCUGUUGUCAAGAUGGUGGCCAUCUGGGUCUUUGCCUUCCUGCUCUACCCUCCAGCAGUUCUCCUUUGGGAGUACAUGGCUGGCUGUACCGUGGUAAGGGAGGGGCAGUGCUAUGCCGAGUUCUUCCACAACUGGUACUUCCUCCUGUGUGCAUCCACCCUGGAGUUCUUUGUGCCACUGAUCUCGGUCACCUACUUCAACUUGAGCAUCUUCUACAACAUCCAGAGACGGCAGCGGCGCGGCAGCACUCAAUACUGUGAGCCUCCAGGGAGCAGCAGCGUGACCUGGAGGUUUUGUUUUUUGCUGAGGCGAGGACCCUCUUUGUCAGAAACGGAGGACAGUGCUUCUUCCUCCAUGAGAAUAAAGAAAGAGUCUUUGGUAACUGAAAGCUCAUCUCCAUCCAGAGCCAACUCUGUGACCCCAGAAAAUGAUUUCUCUGUUUCUGCAAGAACCAGGUCAAAACUGUAUCAUGACAAGAAGAUUGCGAAGUCACUUGCCAUAAUUGUGUGUGUCUUUGCCAUUUGCUGGGCCCCAUAUACUUUAGUAAUGAUUAUUCGUGGAGCCUGCCAAAGUGAAUGUGUCCAUUCAGUUCUCUAUCAAAUUACCUUUUGGCUUUUGUGGAUCAAUUCCUCUCUGAACCCAUUCCUCUACCCUCUCUGUCAUGAUAAAUUUCGAAUGGCUUUUAUGAAAAUAUUAUGUCCCAAGAAGUUUGCACUAUUGAGAUCAGCCUCUUGUUAGAAGGUUAGAAAAAACAAAAACUAAACAGGCUGACGUUCAGCUAUAUCUGUAGAGAACGACUGUUGUAAAUAGCAAAGGUUUGUCAUUAACUUCUUCUGGAAGACUAACCCAAAGGUAAGGCUUUGGUGAAAUAUGUUCUUCAGAGGAAUGCACAUGCCCAAAGUUUGUGUACAUUUUUCAGCAAUUCAGAUUGGCUAGGAAAAGAAUAUUACUUCUGCCUGUCUUUCCUUAGUAGACUGUUGACAUUAUCUUCAUUCUGAUUGUGGAAGAUAUUAUCUCCAAUUGCAACAUUGAUAAUAUUUGUGUUCACAGAUGGUGUUAAGAAUAAAUAAAUAAAUAGUUAUAUGAGAAAUGUUUGUUAUUUUCCAUAAGGAUCAGUAGUAUUCAAAAGUUAAUAUAUUCUCCAUUUCAUUUCUUUUGAAUAGUUUUUACUACAUUCAGAAUCAGUUUACCAACUUAGCAUCAAACAUCCAGUUACUUUAUGAAUUUGUUGUCAAGCAUGUAGCAGGAUUGCUUUCUCUCAUUAAUGAUGUUCAGACAUCAGGGGAAUAUAUAGACUACUUUUAUUAUGAACAUGUUCUCUGGAAAAAGGCAUUGGACUACAUACCUGUUCAGGUGAAGCAGUAGAGAAUUUAGAGGUGUAAAGCAUUUAUGCACAUCUCUUGAUUUUCUUCAAUAAAUAAGACUUUUUUUACA
Molecule: messenger RNA, 2218 nt
Organism: Gallus gallus (chicken)
Lineage: Eukaryota; Metazoa; Chordata; Aves; Galliformes; Phasianidae
Product: histamine H3 receptor-like
Exons: 4
Coding region: 365-1522 (385 amino acids)
Biological process (GO): adenylate cyclase-activating adrenergic receptor signaling pathway
Cellular component (GO): membrane
Molecular function (GO): histamine receptor activity
Source: RefSeq, a predicted model, not a curated record